GCUCCCGGUGCACCAAAACAAACAAAAUGAGCAAACCAAUGGUAGCAUUAGACUUUGAAGUUCAAACCAUUAAUUAAAAGACUAUUUAACGAGUAGAUUACGAUUUCUUGUAUAUUAUUAAAUACAUUAAUUAAUACUUCAGGGUAAAGUGUGGCACUGGAAAAUGCGAAGUUGAUGAAACUGAACGCAAAAAACCUAAAAUGGAAAGCAAUGCUGGUGUUUGGAAGCAAGCGAUGGAAAUAGAGAACGAAGGGUUUGGUGAAGAUGAAAUUGACAUGUGUUAUGAGUUUGAUGCUGCUCGCUUCUUCGAUUUCACUGCACAAGAAACUCUGGUUCAGUCUCUACAAGCUGAACGGUGGUUCGAUACUGCAACAACAUACGAUCAUUCUCCUGUUGUGGCAAAUCUAUUGAUGAGGGAGGAGGUUCCGGUCACAAAUACAAUCACCACAGUUCAUCAUCCCAAACCUAAUUUUCUUCAGCAUUUUGGAAUGACAUUUAACAGCAAGAAAAUUGGCGAAGGUUUGAACUCUAAGGCUAAAUCUGUUGUGAUGAAGGGUCUGUCGACGCUGAUGAAACCUACUGCUAGUCAGUUGGCUAAGCAAAAUCGGCCGCUUCAGUUUGUUGGUUCAAGGUUUAAGAAGGUACAAGCUCAUAAAAAGGAGAUUAAUUUAGCUAACACUACUGUGAUAGAGAGUCAAGCUGCCAAGCGGCAGAAGUUAGACGGUGGUCUCUUGCGCAAGGUUGGUGAUGUGAAACAGCAAGCUAAUUUUGUCCACAAGGCACCUAAGAAGAUUGUAACUACUGAUCAAAACUCUGGACAUUCCAAGCUUAAUGUUCAUACAUCACAAAGGAUUAGACCCAAAAAUGGUGCAGAAGCAGAACUCAUGACACGUGCUGUACCCAAGUUCAAAGCACGGCCGUUAAACAGAAAAAUUCUUGAUGCUCCUUCAUUACCAAUUCCCAAAAGGACACCUGUCCGGUUGCCAGAAUUUCAAGAAUUUCACCUCAAAACAUCGGAGAGGGCCGUGCAACACAAAUCUUUUACUUCAUCAUCUACACUUCCAUGCAAAGAUUCUGACCAGGAUUCGGACAAACAUGCUACUGCUUCUGCUCCACAAAAUAGAAUCUGGAAUUUGAGAAGGCCAUCUGUGAUGGCUGCUCCAAAGAACAGUGUAUUGGACAGUGGUCAUGAAUUUAAAGCUCGGCCAUUUAAUAAGAAGAUACUUUCAAGUAAAGGAGAUAUUGGUGUUUUCCGCAACAUUAAGCAGGAAGCCACUGUGCCUAUGGAAUUUAAUUUUCUUACAGAAAAGAGGCUUCAGCAUAACCCACCAACUGAUCUCUUUAGUAAGCAGUUGUCCCUAAGAUCUGGAGACAAGCCGACUAUGUUCAGAAAGGAUUCUAAAGAAAAUAUGGGAACUAAUUUUCAUUUGGCCCAAAAGGUAAAACCUUUAAUAUUUGGAGAAAAGCAAAUCCAUAGUGGGAGUGAGGGUUACAACAGUGGAACUAGUACAGUAUUGAAUGUAAGGAGCUUGGGAAUGCGGUGACAGACAGCAAGUUCGCUACUAAAACAAGACAUUUUUGCUAAAAGACUUAGUUACGCACACCAGGAUUUUCGGGCUAAUUUGAGAACCAACAUAUAUAUGAUCAAAUCUGAUAUGGCUCAACCAUUCUUCUCAUAUUGUUUUUUUCUGUACAAAGAAUCAUACAAAGUUACUUUGUUAGGACAGAUGUGAUAAUAGAUUAUGCAUCACCUUUGUCUUGUAAAAAUACUCCUAAAAUGUGGAAAUCGUGAUUUUUUAAUAGAAAAGUUUUAUUAAAGUAA
Messenger RNA from Vicia villosa (hairy vetch), 1822 nucleotides. Its product is annotated as protein TPX2-like. Bases 201 to 1544 code for a protein of 447 amino acids. The transcript has 17 exons. NCBI's taxonomy places the organism in Eukaryota, Viridiplantae, Streptophyta, Magnoliopsida, Fabales, Fabaceae. Gene Ontology annotation, biological process: regulation of mitotic spindle organization; mitotic spindle assembly; activation of protein kinase activity. Gene Ontology annotation, cellular component: nuclear microtubule; mitotic spindle. Gene Ontology annotation, molecular function: protein kinase activator activity; microtubule binding. The record is from RefSeq and is a predicted model, not a curated record.